AUGGAUAAAAAAGGCAUCUAUCUAUCGAGGCUGACGAAUUUAUUCGGUGGCCCCAAAUACGACGGCAAGUAUCUGAAAGAGAUGGUUCAAGCAUUGCUAGGGAACCUCACUAUAAGCCACACAUUGACGAAUCUUGUUAUUCCUACCUUUAACAUCAAACGCCUCCAGCCAGUUAUUUUCACCACCAAUGAUGGUAAAGCAAAUGUUUCUAAAAAUGCUCUAUUAUCCGAUGUGUGCCUUGGCACCUCCGCGGCUCCAACUUAUCUCCCACCUCACUAUUUCGAGACCAAAGACACCGUAGGGCAAACACACACCUUCGACCUCGUGGAUGGCGGUGUGGCAGCAAACAAUCCCACACUAUUAGCCAUAACACAAGUCUCCAAAGAAAUAUUGAUGGGAAGAUUCAAGCUAGCAAACAUGCAGCCCAUGGACAGCACCAGAAUGUUGGUGCUGUCCCUCGGCACGGGGGUCGGUCGGCUUGAAGAGAAGUACAAUGCUAAGGAUGCGGCCAAAUGGGGCCUCCUCCGCUGGGUAUACAACGACGGUGCCUCGCCGUUGCUUGAUAUUUAUGGAGAUGCUAGCUCAGAUAUGGUUGACAUCCAUGUCUCCACCGUUUUUCAAUCAAUAAGCAACGAACAAAACUACCUGCGAAUUCAGGAGGAUGGCUUGGUGGGGGAUGCGUCUUCACUGGAUGUUGCAACCGAGAAGAAUUUGCAAACGCUUGUGCAAAUCGGUGCGGAUCUACUGAAGAAGCCGGUUUCGAGGGUGGAUCUCGAGACUGGCCGGCCGGUCCCGGUUCGAGGAGAGGGUACUAAUGGAGAUGCAUUGGCUCGAUUUGCCAAGUUGCUAUCUGAUGAGAACAAGUUUCGCCAUUCCAAUUAGUUAUACAAUAGUAAUU
Salvia splendens (bonfire salvia) is the source of this 898-nucleotide messenger RNA. Its product is annotated as patatin-like protein 3. Gene Ontology annotation, molecular function: glycerophospholipase activity; monoacylglycerol lipase activity. The coding region runs from base 1 to 882 and encodes 293 amino acids. Lineage: Eukaryota; Viridiplantae; Streptophyta; Magnoliopsida; Lamiales; Lamiaceae. The transcript has 4 exons. Gene Ontology annotation, biological process: lipid metabolic process. The record is from RefSeq and is a predicted model, not a curated record.